AUGACAGAAGGACACAAAGGAAGUGUAGACGUAAAACCAUACAAGGAAGAUUCAAAUGAUUGCUACAAAGAGGAACAUGAAAAAAAUGAAUUGGACAAGUACUUAAUAAAUAUGGGUGACAUUACUGCAAAGAGUAACCUCAUUGAGAAUAGAGAAUUUUACAAAGCAAAAUAUGACGUGGUCACAGCAGAUUCUAUUUCAACCACGACGGAAGAUGUUUCUUGUUCUUUUCCCCUGGAGGGGAAGGGCUACGAUAAGGAUACGAUGCGGAUUUCGGAAGAGGGGGAGUACGGGGGUACUUUCCAGGAUCUAAUUUUGGAUGAUCAACAGUCCACCAAAGUUGACAAUGGCGGAAGUAGCGGCAGGAGUGGUAGCAGUAGUGGAAGGAGUUCUGGCGGGAGAAGCGAUGGAGGAGCCACAGGAAACGGAAGCAUCAGUAGCCUUGGAAAAACCUCCCGACCUGUUGGAAGUACCUCGUCGAGUGAGCGCAAAAUGGAUGCACCAAAAUUCUCUGAUGAUAAAGAUUUUUACCCAGUUAUUGCACAAGGCAAACUGACAAGAGGUAGGGAAUCAUUUUCAAUUAGAAAAAAUGAAAUGAGUAAAGGGAAGGAGAAGCAGUGCGAUAGUUUAUCUUCAGUGAAGACCCCUACCAGUGGUAGCAUUACCCACCAGAUGAAUGGGGUGAUGAACGAUUAUGCAGUUUCGCUAAGUGGAAAGGAAAACGAAAGCAAUAAUCACUGUGUAAAACAGAAUACACAAGUAACAGAGUUGCCAAAUGGAAGUACCAGUUCGUCACACCCACAUGUGUAUCCUUCGUACGACUUCAAUCAACUGAACCCUGUGAACAGUAGGAAUAAUGCCCCCCCUAUGUUUAACGGACUCAGUAUGGCGACAACGGUCGCAGGACAGAAAAGCCUUGGAACAGAGGGAGAUUAUACGAAGAUGAUCCUUCGAGGAAAUUCCAACCGUAUCAAUUGUUCCCAUAAAAAUGGAAAUAAAAAUGGUCUUAACGUUUUGCACUUGAAGAAUGGCGGGCGGUAUACACAGGGAGUGGAUCAGGAAGGUAGAGGGGGAAGCCCUCCCAUUGGGAGUGCCAUAAAAUUGAUUAAAGGAGCGCCUGAUCGUGAAAGGUUCGUUGGAAGCGUUAACAGUGGGAGAAACAUAAACGGGUUGAUAAAUCAGGAAGUAACCCGAAACGGAGAACCCCUUAGAAAUGUGAUAACCCUGAGAAGUGCCAACAGUUGGGGAGGUAACAAGGGGAGUACGCAAAGCUUGACCUUGAACGGAGUAGGCAAUAAUUUGCGGAACGUUAGUCGCACGGAAAAUUUGAAAAGUUCAUGUGGCCAGAACAGUGGCAUGUACCAUCUGAGUGUAAGGAUGAACAAGCUGAGGAGUAGUACGGCUGUGUUGAGUGACCCGGGGGAGGCCCCCCCCAUGUUGUCCUUGCAGGGAAUUCAUCCAAUACAGAAAGUUCCAUUGUUGCAUGCUACCCACCCGAUCCAUGCGUCACAUGCGUUACACGCAUCACCGCCGAUCAACCCCAAGAACCUUGCCCAUCUGCCGGAAGGCAACUUAAAUUACAAUCCCAAAGUCGAGGAUAAAAAGAAAGCAUCGAGUAUAAAUGGUGGCGACGUCAAAGUAGGAGCAAUGACACAUCCUCAUCUGAAGAAUAGCGUGGAGAACGCGAACGUGAAAUUGAAUUUGAGCAGGUCUCUUAGUAGAAGCUUCUCUGGUAGUAGCCAUAUCAUGAUGGAUUCUUUUAGGGAGAGUCCCCACCGUGUAGGAAGAAAUAUGACCUUCACGGGCAUGAGUUUCGAUAGGGAUAUCGGUCCACAUUUGCAUGGGGUGGUGGCUGGUCCCAGUGGAGGGCGCGUCCCAUGCGGCGUGGUGCCAAUCCGAGGAGACACUACAAGGGGCAUCUUCACCGGAAGCAUCAGCGGAAAUGUGAAUGGAAAUGUGAAUGGAAAUGUGAAUGGAAAUGUGAGUGGAAAUGUGAAUGGAAAUGUGAGUGGAAAUGUGAAUGGAAAUGUGAGUGGAAAUGUGAAUGGAAAUGUGAGUGGAAAUGUGAAUGGAAAUGUGAGUGGAAAUGUGAGUGGAAAUGUGAACGGAAAUGUGAGUGGAAAUGUGAGUGGAAAUGUGAGUGGAAAUGUGAGUGGAAAUGUGAGUGGAAAUGUGAGCGGAAAUGUGAGUGGAAUCGUGGGUAGGGAUUACCCUAUCCACACGUGCAGAGGAGGAGGGGUGAUAAAAAAUCCAAGCGACACCGGGUGUAGUGGUUACACGGGUUACAGCGGCUGCACCGGUUGCGGCAUGGCCAUGAUGAAAGAUCUGCCUACCAGACAGAUAGGUUUAAUGGGGCCAUAUAAAAAAGUAAAUGAAGAAUAUUGCAAGGUGCUAAAAAAUAUGGUACAGAGGAGGCAUCUCCUUGGCUACAAACAAAUGAACAACUGCAUUAGUGCUUUUGACAAUACAUAUCGAGGGAGGAAUGAUUUGAGAAAACCUUCCGCAACCUCCUCCCUGAGGAGUAGUGGCAUAUACAAGCCAAACGGAAAAGUAAAAAAGGAAAAGGAAGUGCAUCUACUAGACUUAAUAAUGAAUGAAGCAAAUAAACCCCUCAGUGAAAAAAAAAAAAAAGUACUAUCAACUAAAUUUGAAAUAAAGGCCUUUCUUCUGAAUACAUUAAAGGCCAUAGGAAUUGUACACGCCAAGUGGAAAUUGAAGGACUUUGGAAUGCAUUUCUGGUUCCACAUCAAGUCUAUCGAAAAGGAAAGGGACCUGAAUUUUUACGUAAAGUUUUUUGAUGCCUUGUUUGAAGUAAUCACAGGGAAAGGAAUUCAUUUUCAACCAAACGACUUAAACUCACUUGUUAGUAUUUUCAAGGAGUUCCAUAUCUACGACUGUAAAAAUAUUUUGAGGACCAGUUUAAAAGUAUUGAACAGGUACGCCAAGAGGAACUUGAAGGAUUUUUCCAUUCUGGAUAAUAGCGAGGAUAUCCUGGAUGUGAACCAGGCGUUGUUUAUUGGAAGGGAGGGUGAGAAUGGAGGAAUGACUGACUCACCCACUUCCGUUGUAACUACAUCGGUUGGUGCCACCCCCGUUGAAACCUCCGGAGAGGGUACCGGCACUGGUACAUCUAUUCCUUCUUCCCCGAGUACCAACAACUUCUUCGACUUCCUCUUUACGUCGAUCAAGGAAAAUCACGACGCACUGCAGAACAUGGGACAGGAAAAAUUAUACCUCUCAAACAUAUUUUCAAAUUUUAACGAGCUCAACUAUAGUCAACUCUUUCACCUGUUUUUGAGGAAAUGA
Messenger RNA from Plasmodium knowlesi strain H, 3306 nucleotides. Its product is annotated as conserved Plasmodium protein, unknown function. The record is from RefSeq and is a predicted model, not a curated record. The coding region runs from base 1 to 3306 and encodes 1101 amino acids. The transcript has a single exon. Lineage: Eukaryota; Apicomplexa; Aconoidasida; Haemosporida; Plasmodiidae.